ACAGGUUGGAGCAGCAGACUGGCUGUGUCGGGCGGACUCAGCGCCACAGCAGACGCCUUCCUGGAGGAGUAACGCUACGCUUUCAUCUUUUUACGGAUUUUAUACAUAGAAAAAUGGGGAUUUGUUUUGUUCCAUGUUUGUAUCACCUCGGCUCGGUGUGAAACCGGGAAUAGGAAGAGUGAAACCCCGCUGGAAGAAGCUGCUUUUACCUCGCAAAGAAACGCCAACAAAGAGCCUGCAAGGAAGUAACGUGAACGUGAACGUUAACGUUAGCCUGGCGACGCGACGCAAGUAAGUUAGCAACAGACCCAAAGUACCGCGCGGACCCGUCCACCAUGGCUUACAGCAGACUGCUUCGCGCCGUUUUGACUUUACUGUUUUUGAUGCUGUUUGUGAACGUGGGGAUCUAUCGAGUCAACGGGCAGUACGGCGGCGGGGACCGAGGAAUGUCUAUACCGGAGCACGGAUUUUGCCAGCCCAUUUCCAUCCCGCUGUGUACGGACAUCGCGUACAACGAGACCAUCAUGCCCAACCUGCUCGGCCACACCAACCAGGAGGACGCCGGGCUGGAGGUGCACCAGUUCUACCCGCUGGUUAAAGUCCAGUGCUCUCCGGAUUUAAAGUUCUUCCUCUGCUCCAUGUAUGCGCCCGUGUGCACGGUGCUCGAGCAGGCGCUGCCUCCGUGCCGCUCUCUGUGCGAGCGCGCGCGCCAGGGCUGCGAGGCGCUCAUGAACAAGUUCGGCUUCCAGUGGCCCGACAGCCUCGCGUGCGAGACCUUCCCGGUACACGGCGCGGGAGAGCUGUGUGUCGGGCAAAACAUGACCGACCGGCCCGAGCCGGACGGCCCCGCGCCGUACCCCACCGAGCGUCCGCCUCCUGGCCCCGCGAACGGUCAGUUCAGCUGCCCGGCCUCGCUCAGGGUGCCCCCCUACCUGAACUACCGCUUCCUCGGCCAGGAGAACUGCGGCGCUCCCUGCGAGCCAAAGAGAUCUCACGGGAUGAUGUACUUCAGCGAGGAGGAGCUAAAAUUCGCCCGGAUAUGGAUCGGGAUCUGGUCGGUUCUGUGUUGUGCGUCCACCCUGUUCACAGUGCUGACCUAUCUGGUGGACAUGAAGCGCUUCAGCUACCCGGAGCGGCCCAUUGUCUUCCUCUCUGGCUGCUACACCAUGGUGUCCAUCGCCUACAUCACUGGGUUUCUGCUGGAGGACAAGGUGGUUUGCAAUGACAGGUUCGACAACGACAUCAGGACUGUGGUGCAGGGCACGAAGAAGGAGGGCUGCACCAUCCUCUUCAUGAUGCUCUACUUCUUCAGCAUGGCCAGCUCACUGUGGUGGGUCAUCCUGGCUCUCACCUGGUUCCUGGCGGCGGGGAUGAAAUGGGGUCACGAGGCCAUCGAGGCUAACUCCCAGUACUUCCACUUGGCCGCCUGGGCCGUGCCCGCCAUCAAGACCAUCACCAUCCUAGCCGUAGGCCAGGUGGACGGAGACGUGUUGAGCGGGGUCUGCUUCGUCGGCAUCAACAGCGUGGACGCCCUGCGGGGCUUCGUCCUGGCGCCGCUGUUCGUCUACCUGUUCAUCGGAACCUCCUUCCUCCUGGCAGGCUUCGUGUCCCUGUUCCGCAUCCGGACCAUCAUGAAGCACGACGGCACCAAGACGGAGAAGCUGGAGAAGCUGAUGGUCCGGAUCGGGAUCUUCAGCGUGCUCUACACGGUGCCGGCCACCAUCGUCAUCGCCUGCUACUUCUACGAGCAGGCGUUCCGAGAGCAGUGGGAGACGACGUGGGUCAGCCAGACAUGCAAGACGUACGCCGUGCCCUGCCCGGUCCAGAACCACCCCAACAUGAGCCCCGACUUCACCGUCUUCAUGAUCAAGUACCUGAUGACGCUGAUAGUGGGCAUCACGUCCGGCUUCUGGAUCUGGUCUGGGAAGACACUGAACUCGUGGAGGAGGUUUUACACGAGACUGGCCCACAGUAAACAGGGAGAGACCACAGUGUGAUGGGGGUCCCUCCCCCCCCCCCAAACGUCGGCCCUCGCCCCACACAGACUGCUUACUGACAAACUGAAUGAUAAGCUACGGAGGAGGAUUAGGACCACAUGUGAGAAAAUGCAGUUCUGACCUUUUUCUUAGAAUUCUUUUUUGUUGUUGUUGUUUUUAAGUUAAAAAAAAGUCCAAAUUCAAACGUUUGUUUGUUUUCAAAGUAAAAAAAAAAGUCAGAAUUCUGCCUUUAAUGUCAGAAAAGUCAAAAUUCUCAAGAUCAAAAUCAAAAUCCUUAAAAAAAAAAAAACAAAGUCAAAGAAUUCUGACUUCUCUUAGUAUUCAGAUUUUUUUUUUUUUUAGGUUAAAAAAAGCACGCUUUUUUUCUCAGUAUUUUUUUUGCAGAUUUCUGAAUUCUGACUUUUUUGUUUGUUUUUAAGGGGGGAAAAAAUCCUAAUUCUGAGAUUAAACUCAGAACUCAAAUUUCUUCACAUGUGGCCUUAAUGCUCUGCCGUAUAAAUCCACUUCAUUAUAAUUCUUUUGAUUUUUUUUUUAUCAGGCUUACAGAGGAUAAUGCUCGGUAUGCUUUUUGUAAUGUACAUAUACAUUUGUGAGAUUUUUGUAAGUAUAUAUUUGUAUUUAAAGAUUGAAAGACUUGUUCUUAUUUUUUUUAAAACACCAUUUUUUUGAUACUUUGGACACCAUGGAGUUGUACUUAAUCAUCACAAAGAGCCAGCUGAGCGUUAAUGAUGCCGAGGUCCCAUGACCAGGCUUGCUGUAGACACCACUGGGAGUACCUCCCCCCCCCCCCCCCCCCCCAUGACCGGCGGGCUGUGGCUCUAUUCUAAGCAGAGUCCACUGAAACCCAAGUGCUUCCUCGUGGCUCCCCGCCGUUGUGCAGGAUGUU
Molecule: messenger RNA, 2883 nt
Organism: Etheostoma spectabile (orangethroat darter)
Lineage: Eukaryota; Metazoa; Chordata; Actinopteri; Perciformes; Percidae
Gene: fzd1
Product: frizzled class receptor 1
Exons: 1
Coding region: 336-1997 (553 amino acids)
Biological process (GO): canonical Wnt signaling pathway; non-canonical Wnt signaling pathway
Cellular component (GO): plasma membrane
Molecular function (GO): Wnt-protein binding; Wnt receptor activity
Source: RefSeq, a predicted model, not a curated record